UUGAAGAAAAGGCAGAAUGGCCGUAGAAGGUGGAGGAAUAUGAUUGGACAUUCACCCUCCUAGAGGAGCAACCCUCGAAUCAUAUUUUCGGACCAACCAGAAGAACCUGUUUCUUACUCAUGGCUGUUUUAUUCCAUCAAUGGAAAAUUAGAUCCGUUAUCCUCAAAUGAUUUUUGAGUUUGAUUUUUGAAUGCUCAUUUCACAGCGGCCGCAGAAGAAAACAACCCCAUUCAAUCCAAAACCCUCCAAAAAAACCAAAAUUUUCUCAGGAAAAAGAGAGAAAAUACUUCCAUUUUCUUCUUCUCGAGCUUGGAAGCCUUGGAUGAUGGAGGACCCAGAAGAAUCCAUGGUGGAAGAGAGAGAGGAGUUGAUGGUUCCACCAUCUGGUGGAAACCCAUUUCUCAAAAAAGCCUACUUUCUAAAACCCCCUUUGCAAAAUUCCUCCAUUGAUGAACCCCUUUCCAAGCUCCCACCUUUUUCCUCUUCUUUCCCAUCACAUUUCGAGCUGCAGAAAUGGCCUUUGAAGGUUGAAUUUCAUGGAUGGACUUACGGCCAAAAAGAUUGGAAAACAUGGAUCGACCAAAUGGCAUCUGUGCACCGAUCUACCUGGAAGAAGGCUGGCAUUUACGAAGCAAUCAUUAAUUCGACGUACAAAAUACGAAGACAAACCGAUUUGGUUUUUGGGUUUGCUGAGAAAUGGUGUUCAGAAACCAGUAGUUUUUCUUUUCCAUGGGGUGAAUCAACAAUCACGUUAGAAGAUGUCAUGGUUUUAGGCGGUUUUUCGGUUUUGGGUGACUCUGUUUUAUGUCCUCUUGAGAGUUCACAACUGAAAGAAAUCCAUGAGAAACUACUUGCACAGAGAAGACAAAUUGUUCGGAACAAGGGAAAUGUUACCACACAAAUUUGGCAGAAGAAGUUCAUGAACUGUGGGAGUGAAAUCGAGCACGAAGCAUUUCUUGUCUUUUGGUUGUGCAGCUAUGUUUUUGUUAGUGGUCGUUAUAGGAUCCACAACGAUGUAUUCUCCGUAGCAAUUCAUUUAGCUAGGGGGACUCGAAUUGCGCUUGCACCAGCUGUUCUUGCCAGCAUUUAUAGAGAUUUGGGUGUGUUGAAAAUGGCAAUCGUAGAUUCAAACAAAUUGGAAAUAAGUAGUAAUGAUGUUUCAGAGCUCGUCAUUCGGUCACCAUUUCAGUUAGUUCAAGUUUGGGCAUGGGAACGUUUCUCGGACCUUAGGCCGGAAAACCCCAAUCGUCUCAAUUGUGGUGAGCCAAGAAUGGCUAGAUGGGAUACAUUAAAUGGUCAAAAAGUUGAGAACUUGGGAAAGGUUUUAGACUCAGCAAGAGAAGAGUUCCUGUGGCGGCCUUAUGCAUUGGAUGUCGUUGAGAACUGGCAUUUGCCUGAAUACUAUCCACAAAAGGAAAAGUGGGUUUCGGUUGGACCUGCUUCGGAUGAUGAACUACAGUCAUUUGUUAGAUGCUUGAGGAUGAGUGAACUCGUUGGACUAAAUGGUGCUAUAGAGCAAUACCUUCCACAUCGGGUAGCUAUGCAAUUUGGAUACGAUCAAGAUCUUCCUUGUUCUCGUACUGAACUGAGGCACAAUUCAAAUACAGACUGGAAGCAUUACAUCGAGGAAACCAAGAAGGUAAAACUGUAUCUUCCAUCUAGGCUUUUCGAGGCGGAUGUCAGCACAAAUUACUUGAAGUGGUGGAACCAAUCAGUGUCAGGUCACAAAGAUGCAUGUAAAGCAGCUGUGCCACGAAAAAAGAGAUCAAAGACAACAAAGCGUAGGAAAUCGCUACUAUUGUGGACUAACCACCCUUCUGUUCCUCCUGGGUUUCCUCACAAGCAUAAAGGAAUGGAAGCUGAAGAACCGAUGGAUGAAGAAGAUAAACUAACUAUAUCAGAAGUCCUGAAAUAUAGGAAGAAGCAUGAAAGUGGUGGGAUUAGACAAAGUAGUGACCUUGAGAAAUUAUCAGGUCAAGCUCAUUCGGCAUCUCCAGUUGCAGAAGAAAGUUCUAUUAAUAUGAUGACAUCGGAUGAGGGAAUUGUGAGCAUCGUAGGCAAUGGAUGUGCUAGCAGUAGCUCCUUAUUUGACCAACAGCUGCGGGAACUUAAAACGAGGUGUACAAGGCUUGAAAGUAUGGUCAUGGAGUUAAAAGCAGAUUCAUUUGAGAGAAGCAACUUUUGGACAAGCUUUUGAAAGAAGCCUUUCUUUAGUUGGGAAAUUUCAAGAAGAGAAUAGAACUGUGGAAAUAUCAGAAAAAUGCUUUGCUAGUAUAUUGCAGCUAAUAUGUAUUGGUGAAUACUUAACCUUUUGAUCAAAGCCUGCAAAUUUGUUAAGAUCAAAGAAGUUAAUUGCUUUUUUAACCAUAUAUUCUGACCAUGAAGAACAAAAUUCGUGAUUCCGUUUAAUUUAUCAAUUCUCUGUUGAACUUGUGGAGUUAAACAUUUGCUCUUUAUGUUUAAUGGAAUUUGUAUGACAGUAUC
Malus domestica (apple) is the source of this 2484-nucleotide messenger RNA. RefSeq lists its product as uncharacterized. Gene Ontology annotation, biological process: meristem development; meristem maintenance. The record is from RefSeq and is a predicted model, not a curated record. NCBI's taxonomy places the organism in Eukaryota, Viridiplantae, Streptophyta, Magnoliopsida, Rosales, Rosaceae.